UUACCAGUCUUUGAAGAUCUACAAUAAGGUUGUGAAAUAAUUGUGGCCUUUUGUCACCAGCUAAGAUGUUGGAAGAAGAUAUGGAAGUGGCCAUCAAGGUGGUGGUCGUGGGAAAUGGAGCUGUUGGGAAGUCCAGUAUGAUCCAGAGAUAUUGCAAAGGGAUUUUUACAAAAGACUACAAGAAAACUAUUGGAGUUGAUUUCCUGGAACGACAAAUUCAAGUCCGUGAUGAAGAUGUCCGAUUAAUGCUGUGGGACACAGCAGGUCAAGAAGAAUUUGAUGCAAUUACCAAAGCUUAUUACAGAGGAGCCCAGGCUUGUGUGCUUGUGUUUUCCACUAUUGAUAGAGAAUCUUUUGAAGCAAUCCCUAACUGGAAGGAGAAAGUUGUAUCUGAAGUUGGAGAGGUACCUACAGUUCUUGUUCAGAACAAGAUUGACCUUCUGGAUGAUUCUUGUAUAAAGAAUGAAGAAGCUGAGGCAUUGGCGAAAAAACUAAAAUUAAGAUUCUACCGAACGUCUGUAAAGGAAGACUUAAAUGUAACAGAAGUUUUCAGGUAUUUGGCUGAGAAGUAUCUUCAAAGACUGAAACAACAAACAGCUGAAAAUCCAGAAGUAGUACAUACGAGUAGUAACAAAAUUGGUGUUUUCAACACAGCAGGCGGAAGUCACUCUGGCCAGAAUUCUAGCAUGCUUAAUGGUGGUGAUGUCAUCAACCUUAGGCCUAACAAACAACGGACCAAGAAGAACAGAAGCCCUUUUAGCAACUGUAGCAUACCCUAAAGUUCUAAACAGAGAAGACAGUCUGACAAAAGCAUUUCAGCUGAAGUCAGCAAGGAAUACAGCUGACUGUAGUGGUCCAGUACUUUCACAAGUGUUCCACACAUGGGAUCCCACACUGGUAGUGGAUAUUGCUGCUGCAAUGAAUCGUUGGUACAUAGUUAAGACUAGUGGUGGCACAGGAAUAGAACCAUUGCCCCAUGCAUUCAUUUUAUGUUGAAUAGGACAACUUUCAGGUUGAAAGGUAUGAUGUAUUAAAGUGCAUAACAAGUCUCACUUUUUAAAAUUCAACUGAAAUUCCUAAAUCUCAGUACCGCUCAUUCUGUCUUAAGAUAAAAUAGUUUUUCUUUCUUAACUGACUGGAUGAUUCAUUAUGCAGUUGUUUUAAAACAGAAGUUUAUAAUUUGUUGAACUACUCCAGUGCAGAUUCUGGCAGUUUCAUUGGUACAAUAUUUGUAUUGUUUAUAAAUUCUAACUGCAGUGUGCAUCUAUAGGUACUUGGUGAAAGAGUCAGGCUAAAGAUAAGAAGGUACUUGACGCAAUUACAUUGUCCUGAUAACUAAAGUAGCAUCCUCAAACAAUUCACCACUUUUAAAAUUGCUGACACCUUAGUCAGCCUUUCCAAAACAAUACUGUGCAUGUUUAAAGUUCUCCCAACAGUAUGGGCCUUUUUAAAUACAGUUUUGCUGUGCCAAAUAAUGAAUUUUUAUGCUGCUACACUUAAAAAUAUUUUUGUCAAAUUCAUUUGAUACACUUUCUAAAUUUUAACUAAAUAAAAGGAAUAGUCAAGUGAAGCACGUCAAGUUUCCUUUUUAAAAAGAAAGAUUUAUAGCUUAUAUAUUCAUAUGGUAUUAAUUUUUGGAAAAGAUGAUCAAAUAUUGAAGAGAUUUAUUACCCAAAUAUUAAAUACUUUUAAAAGCAUUUUUCCAGUGCAUCUUGUAAUAACUGUUGUGAAUCUCAUGUUCAAUAAGGUCCUCUUCCUUUUCUGUCAUUUCAGGAUGCACCUUGCUCUUAAUCACAUUGUGCGAAUGUAAGGCCACAGGUUUACUUAGGCGUAAGUCUCAUGAACUGUGGGCUUACUACUGAGUAAAUGUGCGUAAGGCUAGGUUCUAAGUCUAAUGGAAAAUGAUAUACUACUAUACAAUGGGUUUAGGAUCAGGAUGUUAAAAUAGUUGUUUAGUGUUACAGGAUCAGUGGCAACAUGUUAAUGUGUUUGCUUUGUUCUUUUUCAAAAGCAUUAAUUCAUGCAUGCAUUUUCAGUAUGAAUCCCAUAUACAUGUUUAAUAAUUCUGCAAUAUUUGUGUGGCAAAGUUCAGCCAGCAUCAAAUUUUCUGUUUCCAAAGUAUAUUGGCAUAUCACUAGUUUUGGUGCAUAGAUUAUGUUCAACGAUGGUUCACAUGAUGUGGCACUGUAGCUUCCUCAGCCUGAGUUGUAUUGAUGUGUUGGAUAAAAUCGUCUAUUGCUAUGAGUAUUACUUUAAGGUACCGCAUCAGUUGCUUUUACAGAAUGUACUCAUCGCCAUUGAAAUACUGUAUUUGUGUUAGAAAGUAUGUCUUCAUCUGGCAUUUACAUUGGAGAGGGCUUUUAGUAUUCCAUGAGUUUUUAUACAAUAAAUAUAACUUGUAUACAUUUCA
Heteronotia binoei (common prickly gecko) is the source of this 2410-nucleotide messenger RNA. RefSeq names its product ras-related protein Rab-23. Lineage: Eukaryota; Metazoa; Chordata; Lepidosauria; Squamata; Gekkonidae. Gene Ontology annotation, molecular function: GTP binding; GTPase activity. The coding region runs from base 66 to 779 and encodes 237 amino acids. The transcript has 6 exons. The record is from RefSeq and is a predicted model, not a curated record.